UACCCUCCUUGACGAUGUUCAUUUGGGAAGUUCUCUCCUCUCGCCGCCUACCGUUCCCGCGAAAAUAAGCCCACGCCAGCCCGACCCGCCGCAGGGAACGAUUUAGUUUAAUAUCUUCUGAAAGAUGGCUCGUCCUCACGACUGGAGUUCCGGCCAGGCUCGCUAGCUCGCAAACGAUGGGCAGAUCUGGAUAUGAGACUACGGGCACGUGGGAAGACAACGAAACCGAAACACCAUAUUCGACCUGUUCUGCAGAAACGCCGGGAAUCGAGAAAGAGCACCCAUUAUUUUCGUUGAAGGAAUCGUUCUUAGAAGUAGUCAUGGCGGCGUACAUGCAAGCUAAGGCACGUAAGACGGAAAAAAAAGGCCCCCAAGGGAUCGGCCAGGUAAGAACGUCGGUCGACUCGGCUGAUCACGAGCACGCCGCAAACAUCCCGGAGCGGAAACGUCGGUUCUCGGAUGACACUCUGGAGAUGCCCAAGGGGCGACAAAUCCGGGCGUCUCUCACCAAACGUCGGGCACAGGAUCGUCGGCUCUGGUUCGCCUGUCCCUAUGCGAAAAUGGACCCGGUCAAAUAUCGCCAUUGCUACGGAUACUGCCUGUCUAGGAUCCGUGACGUGAAGCAGCAUCUAUCGCGUUGCCAUCGCAAGCCCAUAUACUGUGCUAUUUGUGGGCAGACAUUCGAGGACGAGGAUGCCAGGGACUCCCACACCGCGGCCAUGAGUUGCGCCCGCCAACCUUUCGUAAUCCAGGGCAUAUCGGACAAGCAAAGGAGGGAGCUGAGUCAGAGAGUUUCCUCGAAAAUGCCGGAAGAACAGCAAUGGUUUACCGUCUUCGACAUUCUCUUCUUCCCGCGUCCACGCCCAAAGACGCCGUAUCGCGACAGAGAAUUGUCCGAAGACCUGUGUGUUUUCCAAGACUUCAUCACUGCCCGGGGACCGGUCGUGUUAGCUGGGUUUCUAGAAGGUAAGGGGAUGACUACUUCGAAUCUCCCUCACGAGGAGCGGGACCUGCGUGUCUUUAUGGAAGAUAUCCUUAGGGAAGGGCUCCACCACAUCUUAGACGAAUGGGCGAGCGACAAUGCUAGGGCCGAAGGCCAAGAUAGCAUACCCCAUAGCCCUCAGGCAUCAUAUACUAUCGACUCCGGGAUCUCGAUACGGACCGAUCCGCAGAUUACAUUGGACGAAAGCGGGCAGCUGGGCGAGGGGUCCGGGAGAGACUUUCUCGACCCCAGUAGGGUGCAUGAGAGGCCCGAUGAAGACAGGAAUCGAUCUCUUCCUUAUAAUUUCGCGAGUCAGGUGCCAGGAGAAUCCACGCGUCAGUUUCAAACAGAAUGCUUCCCGCGACUCGCCACGGGGGAGGGCACGCCGGCAUUGUCGGAGAAGGCUUCUAUCAAUCCCGACCGGUCCCAGCGAGAGUUCCCAAGCUUCCAGAGUAUGCCUCGCUUCGAAACAUUUUCGGAUAAUAUAGGGCCCAGCAUGGUCUCUCCAGCCAACGAAUUUCCGGACAUGCUCGAUUUCGACAUCGAGUGGCCGACUUGACUUUGACCUAUCCCUCGUAUCUGGCUAAGACGGGCAGUUAGACCCGGGCAGCUGCGACGGCUCCAUCAGAAUAUUGAUCCCUCUCUUGUCAUCGAAGGGUAUCGCUCGCCCC
Molecule: messenger RNA, 1653 nt
Organism: Durotheca rogersii
Lineage: Eukaryota; Fungi; Ascomycota; Sordariomycetes; Xylariales; Xylariaceae
Exons: 1
Coding region: 177-1541 (454 amino acids)
Source: RefSeq, a predicted model, not a curated record